Molecule: messenger RNA, 572 nt
Organism: Vigna radiata var. radiata (mung bean)
Lineage: Eukaryota; Viridiplantae; Streptophyta; Magnoliopsida; Fabales; Fabaceae
Product: probable terpene synthase 2
Exons: 2
Coding region: 27-536 (169 amino acids)
Molecular function (GO): terpene synthase activity; magnesium ion binding
Source: RefSeq, a predicted model, not a curated record
GUCCAGGCUCAGAUGGUUGAGGCAAGAUGGUGCCAUUCCAACCACGUUCCAACGUUCCAACAGUGGAGGAAUACAUGCAAGUAAGAACAAUAUCCAGUGGUUACCCUCUCUUGAUUACCUCAUCCUUCCUAGGCAUGGAAGAUACAACAGAGGAGAUCCUUCUAUGGGCAACGAAUGAACCAGUGAUUAUUGCAGCUUCUACAGUUCUGCUUAGGAUCAUGGAUGACAUUGUUGGAGAUGAGUUUGAACAAGAGAGACAACAUGUUGUUUCUAGCAUUCAAUGCUAUAUGAAAGAGUAUAAAAUCUCAAGGAAAUGUGCCAUUGAAGAACCACGUAAGUUAGUUGAGAAUGCUUGGAAGGACAUAAACAAUGCAUGCUUAGCUCCUACUCAAGUACCAAUGAAAUUUCUUAUGCGUGCAGUCAACUUUGCACGUGUGGUCGACGUGCUUUACAAAGACGAAGAUAUCUUUACAAAUGCAGGAGGAAAAAUGAAAGAUCACAUUGAAGCUUUAUUAGUUAAAAAGAUGUCUGUAUAAACUUAAGCUUUGGUCUUUAAUUAAUUGUUGGUGAUA